Messenger RNA from Pisolithus orientalis, 1827 nucleotides. RefSeq lists its product as uncharacterized. The transcript is spliced from 5 exons. NCBI's taxonomy places the organism in Eukaryota, Fungi, Basidiomycota, Agaricomycetes, Boletales, Pisolithaceae. The record is from RefSeq and is a predicted model, not a curated record. The coding region runs from base 127 to 1716 and encodes 529 amino acids.
CUGUCCUUCUGGCUCAUUUGGCACAUCAGAGCCCCCCUGGCACCCAACUCAACCUCGACGUGAUGCCAUCACGCUACUAGUGGCACUGACCUCAUUCAUAGAAAAAGAAAUACAAAAUACACUUAAAUGGGUUUCUUCUCGGCCAGGAAAGCGGAAGGGUCCAAAUAUCUUGAACCCGACAGGUCGGUGGUUCAAGUCAUUCGUUCGCGAUUCCAUGAUACAAUGUACAAAGCCAAGCGCUGGGAGGCUUCUUCGCAGCCCUCUACUUCCCACUUGCCACGGUUCGGCCUCAAGUCUCCGUCGCGACGAGGCGGUGACCGGGAAUCGCAUCGUAACAGAGAUCUCAGCCAUUCGCCGCAUUCACCUCUCCGUUCGACAGGACAUACUAGCCCUAGUCCCCGUCCCAUGCCUCGCGCCCACACAGAUGCCAUAACCUCAACUCUGGCGCAACGGCUCAAUGAAUUGGCUGCUGCCAAUGCUGAAAGCCUGCUCAGUGACGACGAGUAUCGUCUGCUACGGCAAAACAUAUUCGAACGCCUAGCGAGCCACAGUUCCGUUCCAACAGAGAGCCCAGUGAUCCCACUUGGCUCUCACAGUCAGAAGCAUUCCCCGCAGCUUCCGAACAAUUCAUCACAGUCUUGUGUCAAGGCGGGGCGGACGCCAUCUGUCCGCUCCAAAGCAUCUGUUUCCUCCGUCGUGUCUAACCUAUUUCGACGCAGCACCCGUCGAGUAAGCGGUAUUUCCAGAGAAGGCACUUCGAGUGAGACGUCUAGCAUUUUCUCUGCCGCGCCGAGCGCCUUCAGACGAAGGGGUAUACCCCGGGAGCCCAGGAACGACGAGUCGUCAAGGGUGGAAACAAUCGCCGCCAGUAGUGCCGUCUCUUCGCCAUCCUUUGAUGGCGAGGCGCAGCAUCACCGGGGUCUGGAGAGUAUGUCAUAUCGCUCCAUGUCGCGAAGUGUGCGACGGCUGGACUCUCCUCCAUCAUCCUUCCCAAAUCGCACGCCUGAACCAAAGCAUUUACAUUCCAUCCUCACCAGUGAAGCGUUGCAGGACGACGAGGUGAAGACGUCUCGAAGUCUCCGUCAUGAGAUCGAAGCAAUGGAGGCGGAAGCCAUGCGGGUUCUUGACGCAUUCAACGGCGUAGAGUUGUCUGUGUUGACAAGAAGUCAUCACAAACCUGGUCAUUCACCGUUACGGUCGCCGUCUUCUGUUGCGCGACGCAAUAUCGAGCAUGAAUUUUUCCAUGGAAAUGGAACAAGCCCUUCGGGAAGGGGUACUCCGUAUCAUGCGUCAGAUGCAGAUGGUUCGUCGUUGCGAUCCUCGACAUCAUACGGGACCAGUGUAUCGCAACCGCGGUCGCACAGACCUAACCCAUUACUCAAACCACUCCUUUCCCCGUCUGUAGCUAAUCGCAAGAGGUCCACGUCGUCACUAUCAUCGGGGGCUUGGGCAUCACCAACCACGGCAUCCCCCACCCUGACGCAACCACAGCUACGUGAUCUGGGGAGCGUGUCGAGUGUGAACCUCGCAAGGUCGUUAGCUCCACACUCCGUGGUGUCGAUCGACGAAGACUCUGAGAUUUCGGCUAUGGAAUCUGAGCUGGUGGAUAUUCGGCGGCGACGUCAAGAAGUGACGGCUCGGUACCAAGACCGCCUGGAGUACCUCCGCGCCCAGCUCAAGGGUGCAGAGUUGAGAGAGAAACUGCUGAGGAAGUGAGGGGUUGGGACUGUUGCCUGUACUGUAUACCAGCCAUACCAUUCUUUAUGCCUUGCAUGUUUUUUUUUACAAGAUGGGUGUUAAUUUUUUUUAUUUGGGUUUCUCUGCGAC